AUGGCUGGAGGAGGAGAGGAGCUGAAGCUGCUCGGUACGUGGGCGAGCCCGUUUGUGAUCAGAGUGAAGCUUGCGCUCAGCUUCAAGGGCCUGAGCUAUGAGAACCUCGAGGAGGAGGACCUCUACUACAACAAGAGCGAGCUGCUCCUCAAGUCCAACCCGGUGCACAAGCAGGUCCCCGUGCUCAUCCACAACGGUAAGUCCAUCUGCGAAUCCCAGCUCAUCGUGCAAUACAUCGAUGAGGCCUUCAGCACCAAUGGCCCCUCUCUCCUCGCCGUCGAGCCCUACGAACGUGCCAUGGCUCGCUUCUGGGGCGCGUACAUUGACGACAAGGGCAAAGACAGAGGAGGAAAAGGCCGAGGCACUGAAGCAGACGUUCGCGGCGGUGGAGACCCUGGAGGCAGCCUUCAAGGACCUCUCAAGGGGAAGCCUUUCUUCGGUGGUGACAGCGUGGGGUACCUGGACAUCGUGCUUGGGGGCCUCAUACCGAUGGUUUACUACGGCGAGGCGCGCUAUGGCAUCGAGCUCUUUGACGACACUAGGAGCCCGCUCUUGGUGGCGUGGGUGGAGCGCUUUGGGGCAUUGGAUGCCGCCAAAGCAAUCCUGCCGGACGUGGCACUGAAGCAGACGUUCGCGGCGGUGGAGACCCUGGAGGCAGCCUUCAAGGACCUCUCCAAGGGGAAGCCUUUCUUCGGUGGUGACAGCGUGGGGUACCUGGACAUCGUGCUUGGGGGCCUCAUACCGAUGGUUUACUACGGCGAGGCGCGCUAUGGCAUCGAGCUCUUUGACGACACUAGGAGCCCGCUCUUGGUGGCGUGGGUGGAGCGCUUUGGGGCAUUGGAUGCCGCCAAAGCAAUCCUGCCGGACGUCGACAAGCUGGUCGAGUACAGCAAGAUGAAGCAGGCACGAGCUGCAGCCAUGGCCACGGACACUAGUAGUAGCAACUAA
Molecule: messenger RNA, 948 nt
Organism: Miscanthus lutarioriparius
Lineage: Eukaryota; Viridiplantae; Streptophyta; Magnoliopsida; Poales; Poaceae
Source: the annotation of a GenBank genome assembly